Molecule: messenger RNA, 1290 nt
Organism: Pisolithus orientalis
Lineage: Eukaryota; Fungi; Basidiomycota; Agaricomycetes; Boletales; Pisolithaceae
Exons: 1
Coding region: 1-1290 (429 amino acids)
Source: RefSeq, a predicted model, not a curated record
AUGGAGGAUGGGGAGAGUUGCACUGAGGAAGGAGAGGAUGCAGAAAAGGAGAGCCCCCUGGCCAGUGUUGUUGAGCAGGACAAGGAAAUGGAGGAUGUCUCUAACCCCACACCCCCUGUUGAACUAACACCCAAGUUCUCCAAAUCAGUGCCCACCCCUGUGCCAAUACCUGGGAGCAGAACCCUAAGUGUAAUGAAACCCCUGAGGAUUGGGAAAUCCUGGGGAACCCAAGACUCCAUCCAUGCGAUGGAAACCCCAACAUGGAUGCCCUCCACAUCAACCUCACAACCCCCACCAAAAGCCAAGACAGGAUCACACCUGCCAGUCAAGGGCCUUGGGAUAACUGGACUCAUGAACCUGGAAGGACACCUGGCCACCUUCAAAAAGAAAAAAGAGGAGAUAGCAAAAGCAAAACCCUGGGUAUUCAAACCCAAGGUGGGAAAAACGUGGCUGGCAGGCAACCUCUAUGACCAUGCUGGCCCAUACCAGCAUGUGAAACAGCAGGAAGCCCUGGAAGAGCACCUCAGCAAGCCAGAAGUGAUCUGGGCAGUGGGCUUUGGCAUCCAGAUCCAGCUGAUUAAAACCAAGCUAGUGAAGGAAGCAGCAGAAGCCUUCCUAACAGAGAAACACCCUGGGCUGUCGGACUUGACAGUUCUACAACUGACAACUGUAGGCUGUUGGAGCCUACUCCAGAUGCUGUCAUGGGAGAUGGCAGUCACUUUGGCAGCACAGCAGGUGAUUCUGCACAAGCUGUACCAAACUGGCCUAUUCUUCUAUCCCAACCUGGGCUACCCACAGCCCAUCCAAAACAUCAUCACAAACCUUGUGUGCCCAGAACUUGCCCUGCUAAGGUCCCUCUUCAAAGAAGACCAUCCCAAGGCCCUGCUCUCGGUCUGCACAGCUGUAAGUCAGUUCUUUGGACUUGAAGUAAACAGGGACAAGGAAACUCCCCUCUUCACUUCAAAGGAAAAAGACAAGAUAGGCCUUAAAGUCUAUCUUGCUGACCCAGCACAGUAUGAGAACCUUGGGAAUAUCACAGACGACGACAUGAACACCAUCGUGGAAUGGGGGGAAGCAUGGGGAACCUCAAAAUCCAUCAUGCAUGUUAGUGGAAGGUACACAUCCACCAACCGAGAUGACCCCCUCAUCCUCAUGAACAUGAUGCACCCCUGUGGGUACUGUCAUAUGAGCGAUCACGACAUGUACAACUGCCCCUGGCCAAACAGGAAAUGGUUGGAGGCUGGCCGGGAGCUCCUCAUUACCUUGAAGGGCAAAGAGCAUGGGGUGUAG